AUGUCCUCGGCCUCUCAGCUCCCGCCUCCAUCAUACUCCCCCUUCCCAGGGGAGACCGAAAGAACCCUAUCGCCAGAUGACACCCCACCAGUGCCUCCAUAUUCCCCCCCAUCCAGCGAAAUAGCAAACUACCCCUUUCACCAAAUGUCAGCGGAGCAAGUCGUAACCUGGCUAAAUGCAAAAGGGGUAUUCUCACCGCUGGAUUACCCAAGUAUCUUUGGUAUUCCACUAUGGUAUAAAAUGGUAGAAAGACGAUUGGAUGGAGGUUCAGUGCUUAAGUUUGGACUUGUGCAUUCGUUUUGGGAGGAAAUGGUGGGAACACUUGAGGCGCAGAGAAUUGUCAGUCUUAUUGCUAGGAGCCUUACUAAUGCUGGUUAGUUUGCCUUGGGUUGUGGGAGGUGUGGAGGGGACAUGAGGGGGCUAAUGUAUUAAGAGGAAUAGGCAAGCCUAAAUCACGCUACUCCCCAAUGGAGAAUGUGAUCAUUGACCUUUCCCCCGUGUGGUAUCAACGGAGAGUCAAUUGCUAACAUUGGAGUGUCAAAUCUCAGUAUAAACGACACCUGUGCAAUUACUACCGCCUAAAACACGGCGUCUCUAAAGACGCGAAAGUUCCAGAAUCUGCGCUGCGGAGUUUAAGACAAGAUUUGCCACCAUGGGACGUGAAUCCAGAAUCAGCCCCUCACGCGCACUUUGUCAACUAAUUUUGUCUGGAAAUUUAGGUAUUACCAAGAACCGCCUCCCAAAUAUCGCCGAAAAUCUGGCACUCGCGGUGGCCAGAACCCAACGCAAGUGCC
Messenger RNA from Tuber aestivum (summer truffle), 794 nucleotides. NCBI's taxonomy places the organism in Eukaryota, Fungi, Ascomycota, Pezizomycetes, Pezizales, Tuberaceae. The record is from the annotation of a GenBank genome assembly.